AUGGCGCAAACUAUUAAGGACUUGGAAAGUCGCGUAUCGCAUGCGCAUGAGGAGCUAACCGAUGUAACCGACCAACUAUUGACCUGUAAUGGAUCAGACAGAUGUCCCAGCAGCAGUCCAAGAGGCAUUUACAAAAUAAAAUUACCCGGAAUAACAUACUUUGAAGUUCCAUGCGAUGAAGAUGGCUGGAUGACCAUUCAAAGGCGUAUAGAUGGAUCUCAGGACUUCAAUCGGACGUGGGAGGACUAUAAGAACGGAUUCGGAGAUGUAAAAGGAGAGUUUUUCCUCGGGCUUGAGAAAUUACAUCGACUGACUGAUGCAGGUCAAUACGAACUUAAUAUUAGAAUUGGCGACGUUUUUGGAAAUACCACCUCCGCGCAUUACUCCAAUUUCAAGAUUGGAUCCGAAGAAGAAUCGUAUCCGCUUACCGACAUGUUUGGCCAAUAUAAAGAAAGUCCAGCCGGACACGCCCUAAUUUACAAUAUAGGAAAACAGUUCAGCACGUUUGAUCGUGAUAACGACAAAUCUGAUAUAAAUUGCGCACAAAAGUACGGCGGUGGUUGGUGGUACGAUAAAUGUGGAAUCAGUUCCCUCAAUGCAUUUUACUUUAAAGUUGGAGAGUUUAAAAAAGAAGGUUAUGGUAUUCAUUGGGGUACCUGGACCAAGAACGCCCACAAAGAAUCACUAACCUUUGUGGAAAUGAGAAUUCGUCUUAAGAUAAAUACGCCCUCAGCCUAA
This is a messenger RNA of Drosophila rhopaloa, 738 nucleotides long. RefSeq names its product ficolin-1-like. The coding region runs from base 1 to 738 and encodes 245 amino acids. The transcript is spliced from 2 exons. NCBI's taxonomy places the organism in Eukaryota, Metazoa, Arthropoda, Insecta, Diptera, Drosophilidae. The record is from RefSeq and is a predicted model, not a curated record.